GAAACCUUGUUCAGGGUAUAAACUGAAGGAGAUGAGUGGUAGUAAUAUUUUUUAUGCUGAUGGUGAAGAUGAUGCCUCAGAAUCUGGAACUGUUAAUGGUAACUUUAACAACCGGACAUCUGUCCGCAUUGUUCAGCAAGCUGCAAACGGGAUAAGCCAGAUUUCAUUCAGUACUGAAGAAAGGAUCUCUCCCAAGAAACCUAGCACUCUGACUGAAGUGGCAAAGCAGAGAGAGUUGAGUGGAACACUAGAAAGUGAGCCAGAUAGCAAAGUGAAAAAGCAGCUGUCAAAUGCAAAGAGCAAGGAACUCAGUGGAAAUGACAUCUUUGGCCCUCCUGCAGAAAUUCCUCCUAGAUCUUUGGCUGCUGCCCGAUCCAUGGAGUCAAAAGAAAGCAAGGACAUGGGUGAACCUGCUCCACGAGCUGUACGGACGUCUGUCAAGGUUUCUAAUCCUGCUGGUGGUCAAAGCAAUAUCUUGUUUGGUGAUGAACCUGUUGUCAACACAGUAAAGAAAAUACAUGACCAGAAGUUUGCAGAGUUGACCGGCAAUGACAUUUUCAAGGGAGAUGUCCCUCCUGGAUCUGCAGAAAAGCCACUGA
Messenger RNA from Nicotiana tabacum (common tobacco), 599 nucleotides. The record is from RefSeq and is a predicted model, not a curated record. Lineage: Eukaryota; Viridiplantae; Streptophyta; Magnoliopsida; Solanales; Solanaceae.